This is a messenger RNA of Acanthamoeba castellanii str. Neff, 4119 nucleotides long. Its product is annotated as AMPbinding enzyme domain containing protein. The transcript has 19 exons. Gene Ontology annotation, cellular component: membrane; extracellular region; endoplasmic reticulum. Gene Ontology annotation, molecular function: phosphoric diester hydrolase activity; long-chain fatty acid-CoA ligase activity. Bases 1 to 4119 code for a protein of 1372 amino acids. The record is from RefSeq and is a predicted model, not a curated record. Lineage: Eukaryota; Discosea; Longamoebia; Acanthamoebidae.
AUGAACGAGGACGCCGCCGAGGGGCCGAUUGCCGGGAGUGGCAGCGGCACUCUUAGCAUUCGCGUGCACCCCUCCAAGCUGCCCACCCAAUCUUUCUCAUCAUCAUCGCCGCCCCAAUCCACCACCUCCCCAUCUGCACCUUCGACAUCUCCUUCCGCCGCCACUUCUGCAUCUUCCACACCGAACAGCGGACGUCUGAUGAUCUCAGUUCUGUCCUACAACCUCAACCUGCUGCCCAAGGGUGUCAACCCGGUCGGCCAUCGCUACAAAUCGGCGCGAUUGGCAGAAUUCACGUCCAAAUGCCUGGGCGAGUACGACGUGAUGGCGCUGCAGGAGGUCUUCUCGACGCCCUACCUCCCCGCCGGCUUCGGCUGUCGUCAGGCCCAGAUCGUGGCCCUCGCCGCACGCCACGGCUACUCGGCCGUGCGAGGCCGCCAGCCCUCCCUCGCCGACAUGCUCACCCUCAAUCGAACGACAGACAGCGGGUUGUUGAUCCUGAGCAAGUACCCGGUGCUCAAGAGCGGCUCCUACACGUUCACCCACCGCGGUGCCCACAUGGACGCGGGCGCCUCCAAGGGCGUCAUCUUCGCCCUCAUCAAGGUGGGCCACGCCAACGUGCUCGUCUUCAACACCCACCUCCAGGCCACCCACUCCUCGUCGCAUCGCGCCGCCACGGCCGGCGGCCAUGGCCGCGGUGGGGCCAACUACGAGUCGAUCCGCUACCGACAGAUCCUCGAGCUCAAGAACUUCAUCAACAAGCAGCGUCACGUCAACGGCCGCGAUGUGCCGUGGCUGCUGACGGGCGACUUCAACAUCGACGCCAUCUCGCGGCCGGCGGUGGCCGACGAGUACGGCUACGUGUACGACAACACGAGCAUCGAGAGCGAGGAGUACAAGAAGCUGGUGAGCCUGCUCGACCCCGCCGGCCGCAUGCGCGACCUCCUCAAGGAGUGCAACAACGGCGAACAUCCCGCUACGCGACCACCACGGUUGGAGUUCCCGUCGUCGGUGGACCUGGUGUUCAAGCACAAGUACCCGCAGCGGCUGGACUACAUCUUCUGGUCGAGUCCCGAGGGCGAGACCGCGCUCACCGUCCCCAAGUCGCGCCUGGACCACACCAAGGUGGUGCCGUUCGUGGUCACCGGCAUGGAGUUCUCGCACCUCUCCGACCACUACGGCAUCGAGACCACCCUCGAAUACCGCGGGAUCAAGGACGACGAAGACGCCAUCCUGUUCUCCACCGAGAAGGCCUUCUCCGACAUCUUCAACGACAAGCAAGCACCCGCACCGAGCAAGUGGUUCACGAAGGGGUGGAAGGUGCUGGCGCUGGUGGCGGCGUCGGUGUGGAUCCUGACCUGGAUCUACCCGCACUGCCCGCUGGAGGUGUUCGUCCAGGUGGCCCUCUUCAUGGGGGCCUACCUCGUCUACAAGCUCUACAAGCUCAUCGACAAGCUCCUCCGCAAGAAGCCCUUCAAGCACGACAUCGAGCCGGGGCAGCAGGUGAUGAAGAGCAUCAUCGGGAAGUACGAUGUGGCCAGGAAGGAGGGUCCGCUGCACCGUUCGCCCCACUCGCCCCACCGGUUGUUGGACCUUGCCGACGGUGCGUCCACGCUCUACGACAACUUCAGCGACGGUAGCCGUGGACCCUACGCGUGGCUCACCUACGACGAGGUGUGGACGCGCGUCAGCCACUUUGGCUCGGGUCUGCUCAACCUCGGCUACAAGAAGGGGGACCUGGUGGGCAUAUUUUCGGAAAAUCGGGUCGAGUGGGUGGUGACGGAGCAGGCCUGCAACGCCUACUCGCUGGUGUGCGUGCCUGUCUACGACGCCGGCGACGGCUGCCUCCAAUACAUCCUCAACCACGCUCGCCUCACCGUCCUGCUGGACAUGUCGGCGGCAUGCCCGGACCUGCGAGUGAUCAUCCAGAUGGAGCCCAUCGAAUACGAAGAGAGCUACGCGGCCGACCAAUGCAACAUUCGCCUCAUUCCCUACAACUUCGUCGAAAAAGAUGGUCUUCGAAGGCCGCAGCCGCACGUGCCGCCAGAGGCGGACGAUCUGGCCACGCUGGCCUACGACAUGAGCACGCAGGGGAAGAUCAAGGGCGUCAUGCUCUCCCACCGCAAUCUCCUCUCCUCCAGCCGCGCCCUCGGAAGGUCGAGGCUGAUGCUCACAUGCGAGGAUGUACACAUCUCCUACAUUCCCCUCCACAUGCGCAUCGAGCGCUCCGUGCUGGCUCUCCUCUUCUCCGUCGGCGCCUCCCUGGGCUUCUCCCAAGAGGAUGGAUCGAAAAUAUUUGACGACAUCCAGGUGCUGCGGCCGACGUUGCUGUUCGGGGUGCCGGGCAUGUUCAUUCGGCUGUACCGCAAGUGCAAGGUCAUCGUCUCCUCGUGGUGGGGACCGCGCCAGGCCCUCUUUCACUACGCCUACAAGCGCAAGCAACGCGCCCACCGCAAACGUCGAGACACGCCGUUUUGGAACAAAGUGCUGUUUCGCAAGUUUGCCGCCCGCCUGGGCGGGCGGGUGAGACUCAUCAGCAUCCUGAGCGACGGGUUGCUGCCCCUCGUACACAAGGAGUUCCUCCAAAUUUGCUUCUGCUGUUGGGUGACGGAGUCCUACUGGAAGGGGACGGUGGGCGUGGUGACGGGCUCCAGCAUGUACUCCUUCGCCGAGGACGAGCAGGCCGGCUACCCCCUGCCCUGCAACGAAAUCAAGCUCGUCGACAUCCCCCAGCAGGGCUUCUCCUCUCGCGGGACGCCGGAGCGAGGGCGCAUCAAGAUCCGGGGACACAACGUGUUCGUGGGGUACUACGGGGACUCCAAGCUGACGGACGCCAAGAUCGACGCCGAGGGGUGGCUCACCACCAACGACAUCGGGCAGUGGAACCCCAACGGCACCCUCACCGUCCUCGGCCACGAGCAGGGCAUCCUCCAGCCCGUCAAGGGCCAGAUCGUCUUCAACAAGUACCUGGAGUACCUGUACCUGGAGAGCUACUUCGUGCAGCAGAUCUUCGUGACGUGUCUGCCCUUCCGGCCGCUCGUGGCGGUCGUGGUGCCCGACCACGAGGUCCUCUGCUGGUGGGCCAAGGAGAACAACCUCCAGCACGACUUCCGCCCCGAGACCCUCUGCCGCGACCCGCGCGUGCGCGAGGCCGUCCUCAAGGACCUCGAGGCCGUCGCCGACCAACACAAGAGCUUGAGCGCGUGGGAGUAUGUGAAGGCGGUGCAUCUGGAGCCGUCGUUCUUCAACGUGGAGAACCAGUGCAUCACGCCCACGUUCACCCUGCGGCGCCAGCACCUGCGCGUCCGCUUCAGCGAACAGAUCAUGGAAAUGUACCGCGAGCUCUCCGCCGACAUUCACGACGACAUCGCCCACCACCACCAUCACCACCAUCACCUCGGGGCCAACGGCGCCGGCAGCCACAGCGCCGGCGGCGACAGCAGCAGCGGCGGCAGCGCGCGUGACGGCGACAGCGGCGACGAGAAGCCGAUGCCGCCGUUGCGCAGCAGUCAGCUCACGCUGCCGACCUACACCGACACGAAGCGCACGCCCUACCUGCCCACCUACCAGUCGCUGGCCUCGGGCGGCCCGGCCCUCGACCCGCUCCGCCACGCCUCGCCCGACCGAGACCGGUCGGGCAUCAUGGGCAGCGACGCCGCGGCUGCGGCCGGCGUCAGUGUCGACACCAACGGCCUCGUGGGCGCCGAUGGCAGCGCGCCGUCGACGCUCUCCUACUGCCUGCGCCGCUCGCACGCCGGGAUGCCGUUGUCGCUGUCGUCGCCCUCGCUGUCGAGCCUCGACGUGGCGGGCGACGUGCGCUACUGUGCCGUGUGCCGACGGCGCCUGCGGCCGCGGUCGCUCUCCUCGUCCUACGUGACCACCCCUCCCGGCGGCUCGUCGUCUUCAACUACCGACGGCGGCGAGCGCGAGGCGGCGGACCAGUUGCUGGUGGGCGGCGUGACCGGUCUUCUGCUGCCUAUCAACAGCAGCGACCGGAUCGACGAUGACGAUGACGACGAAAGCAGCGACAACAGCGAAAGCGAAGACGAAAGCGACGACGACGUCGAGUUUGAUGACAACGGCAACGCCAGCGACACCGAAGUCGUGCGCACCCUCUGUUGA